AGAUGUUCUUUGUGACUCCUGCUCUGAGUUCUUGGACAUUGACAAGAGAGCUGUGAAGACCUGUCAGACCUGCAGCAGCUCCUACUGUGAGAAGCACAUCAGGAAGCACUACACUGAAGCACGCUUUCAGACACACCAGUUAGUGGAUGUGCCAGGAGAUCUGGAACUCUGCCAGGAUCAUCUCAAGCCCCUUGAGGUGUUCUGCAGGACUGACCAGGUGUUCGUCUGCAGUCAGUGUUCUGUGACAAAGCACAGACGACAUGACAUCCAUCAUCAGACACAACAAGCUGGAGGAAAGCGCUCUGCUGGAGUGGCUGCCCAGAGACCACGUUUGGUUCAUGGUAGAUUUCUGGCUUCUAAACGCUUCUUUUUCCCCAAUUCCCAAUUCAUUCAGUUUCAUCACUUCAAGGAAUAGUUAGGAAGUCAUCCAAAUCCUAUAUUUGUUUUCUUGUUUCCAUGUCAGUGCUGCCCCCUCCUGGACAGAUCAGCUUCCUGUCAGACUUUGUGACUCUGACCACCUCCUCACUCAGCAUCACUCUCUCUGACCUGAGACCUGCCUCUGAGUACUCUGUCCGUGUCUGCAGUCCGCUAGACAACAGGGAGAAGAGUCCACCUGUGUUACAGACCUUCUCCACCAGAGUUCCACCACCAGCUGACUUGACCACAGAGCAGGUACAGCCCUCCUCUGUGACCCUGCGCUGGACCAAGGCUGGAGGAAUGGAGACAAUCCCACAUCACUUCCUCAUAACCUACAGCAGCCCAGGAACAGAGUCCCAGACAACACAGACUGCAGACUGCUGUACAACCCUGACUGACCUGCUAUCUGGUACUCAGUACACAGUUGGAGUCUCAACUGUGCUGGAUCAUGGAGGAGAGAGUGAACCUGUCAACACAACUAUCUGCACUAGUAUCCCUCCUCCAGACAAGCUGACAGUUGUCUCAGUGGACGCCACUGAGACAACUCUUCCUCAUAACCUAGUCAGCCCAGGAACACAGUCCCAGACGACACAGACUGCAGACUGCUGCACAACCCUGACUGACCUGCUAGCUGGUACUCACUACACUGUUGGAGUCUCCACUGUGCUGGAUCAUGGAGGACACAGUGAACCUGCCUCUACAACCAUCAUCACUGAUUCUAUUCUGCACAGGACACUGGAGAGUUUGGGAAUACGAUGUUUCUUAGACAAUAAACUGACUGUUGAUAAGGUGAGAGAGAUCGGUGAGGAUGCUGCUUCUGGUCAAACUGCAACUGAUCGCCAAUCACAAGUACUGCUGUUCUUACGAAGACUGUUGAUGAUGAACAUGAAAGCAAGAAGUCUAACAUGGCACAACAACCAAGAUUCUGGUUCUAAUGACAGUUUGUCAAGUGAAGAUGAAGAGGUGCCUGAUGAGGACAUUAACCCUCUAGACCUGAUAACUGCUCUCUUCCUGUGCUCAGAUGGUAUCUUGCAACAAGAGCUCAGUCUUAAAUUAUCCCUGUGUCAGUUUGCUGUUCCUCUCCUGCUGCCUAACCCUGAAACCCAGCAGAGCACUCUGAUGCUGUGGGCCAUGCGGGACAUAGUGAAGCAGUCUAGACCUCACACUCCAGGAGACUCAAAAGAGUAUGUAGAGAAAAGUAUUGUAGAUACUGAAAUUCCAUUGAUUUCUUUUGUCAGACUUGGUAGCAGCAGCUUGUCAAAGUCAAAGUUUCUAAAUGAGCUUCUCAGCAAUUCCUCACAGAUCAACAGCACAUUCGUCCACCAUAACAUGACAGAUGGAAAUACACCAAGACAGAUCUCUGAUGGUUUAGUAGAAACAAGCUGGUACCUGCCCAGUGGAGACCCAGGCAUUGAUGUCUUCUCUGAACCUGUGGCUGUGGCUAAUCUGCGUGGGGAUCUACAGAAAUAUCAAACUCAGUUUGCUUUCCUCUCUCAAAUAUCAUCUGCUGUGUUUGUUUUUUGUGAUGAUCUGAGAUUUGAUGCUAGUAUUGUGAGACUACAAUCUAUGAAAAAAAGGAAACUCUUUGUUGUUUGUGAUUCUCAGUCUCAAAGCCAUGAUAAAGCCAGUUUUAAGAAACUUAAGGCUGAGCUCAAGAAAAACAGUAUUGGGGUAAUAAAGAAGGACAUAAACAUGAACGAUGCAGCUCUUGUGAAGAAGCUACGCUCUGCGGUGAAAGAUGUCUUGAAGUCUAAACCUCUCACUGUUAAAGGGAACAGAAUGGCUGAUGUUGCACAUGAGUUGGGUAUCAUAGUUGAUGAGGACUACAGUCCAUGUAAGAGUGCAAAAUCUAAAGCAGACAAAAUAACCGCAAAUGUCUUUGACAUACCUGAAUACAAGGACAGACAGUUGCCUUUACAGCAGGACACUUGGAAAAAGCUGACUGCACUGGAAAAAGAAGAAUGCAAGCUUAAAAAAGCAGGAGACAAAGACAUUGAUAAAUACAAGAAGGAACUCAUGAAAGACAAAGAGACACUGAGGAAGAAGCAAGUGGAGAUAGGCAUGAGUCCAAGCAUCAAAGAUUUCAUUGCGGGUUUGAAAACUUCAGAAGAGGAGCGCUCUUAUUUCCUCAAGUGGAUGAAGAUCAACCUGGAUGAUUUAUCUAGCACACGCUUGUCUGACCUCAGAAGGAAGUAUCGAGACAUAUGUCAGAAAUCUCCUGAAAGAAAAGACCUCAUUGCAAACUUAGAUGAACAGAUAUUGAACAGUUCCUUGGGUACAGAACAUUUCUUCAGGGAAGUUGGUCAGCUAUAUGAGGCAGCCAUGUUCUCUGCUGACCCGAAACAGGAACUUCAAGAAUUGCCAAGAAUCUGUGCUGAGUUAAUGUUGGCUAGCUCUCCAUUAGAACUCAUGGAUGGAGACACAUCUAACAUCCCAAUGAAGUGGAUAACCAAUGUUCUGAAGGAACUUGACUCUCUCACCAAACCCAACAACAAGAUUAAAGUGAUCACAGUAUUGGGGGUUCAGAGUUCAGGGAAGUCCACUCUCCUCAACACCAUGUUUGGGGUUCAGUUUGCUGUCAGCAGUGGGAGAUGCACCCGAGGUGCCUUCAUGCAGCUCAUCAAGGUCAAACAUGAGUUCAGAGAUGAGAUCAAGUGUGACUUCAUCAUGAUCAUCGACACAGAAGGUUUAAAGGCUGUAAAGUUGUCACAGAUAACUGACAACUGUGAACAUGAUAAUGAGCUGGCCACCCUCGUAAUAGGACUGAGUCAUUUCUCCAUCGUAAACAUUGCGAUGGAAAACAGCUUGGAUAUGAGAGACCUCUUGCAGAUUGUAGCUCAUGCCUUCAUCAGGAUGAGAGAGUCAGGAAAGAUGCCUUGUUGUCAGUUUGUACACCAAAAUGUGACAGAUAUUUCAGCUCCUGACAAAAAUCUUAGGGACCAAAAUCUCCUGUUAGAGCAGUUAAAUGAAAUGACAAGAGUUGCAAGCAAGAUGGAAAAGAUUGAUGAAUGUGAUUUCACUGACAUCAUCAUGUACAAACCUGAGGAAAACUGCAACAUCCCUGGUCUGUGGCAUGGUAGUCCACCCAUGGCUCCUGUCAAUGAGGGUUAUAGUGCAGCUGUGGCCAAGCUGAAGCAGCAGUUGAUCAACACCUUAAAGUUAACUGCUGUGCAAUCUGCUCAAACCCUUCCAGAGUUCUGUCAGUGGUUAGAACAGCUAUGGGCAGCAGUUAAAAAGGAGAAGUUCAUCUUUAGCUUCCGCAAUACCCUUGUGGCUCAGGCGUACAAAAAGCUGUGUGUGGAGUUUAGCCGAUGGGAGAGGAAUUUUCAAAAACACAUGUACGACUGGCUGAUGACUGCAGAAAUAAGGGUGGCAAACUAUGGUUUGAAUGAAUCUAAGAAAAUAGAUGGCCUGUGUACUAUCUUACAAGAGUUGAGAGUUGAUUCAUGCAAGGAGUUAAAAAAUGAACAAAAGGUUUUUAUCAACAACAUUGAAGAAUAUUACAAAAAAGAGCAUGGGAACGUUGAUCUGAUUGAGAAAUAUAGGGAAGAAUUUAAGAUAAGUGCAGAAAAUCAAGUUAGGUUGACGGACAUGACUGUGAAAAGAAAACUGGACGUUGCUGUGGAAGUGAGAAAAUGUACAUUCAAGUUAGACCACGUAAAAAGAACCAAUAGAGAAACUCUGGACAAGAAAGUGUCUGACCUUGUAAAACGAUGUGAUAGAGGGGACCAGCCAAUGACUGACCAGGAAAUAGAGCAAGAAUUUGAAAAGAUGUGGGACAAAACCAUAGAAGAGCUCUCAAUGUUCACUCUGGAGCAUCAAAAUGUUGCCUUAGAUAUCUACAAUGAUCUUAACAUGAACUUUGGAAGAGAAUGUUCAAACAUUCUGGCCAUGUUGGAAAACGCUAAGCCUAUAGACAAAUGUGGGAAUGGGAAAUUACAAAUUCUGAAAGAUGAACAUUAUUUAACUAUGACCUUUAAGAAAGCAUUAAGCAGAGAAUCAUAUGAAAAUGAGAAGAUAAAGGCAUCAAAGACACAAGAGUUAGCUGAUGAAAUCAUUAACAAGUGCAAGAUGUUUAUAGCAAACAAGUUGAAGGAAAGAAAAGACUACCACUCUACUCACACCAGGGAACUGCUUGACUUAAUAGAGGAGAACCUUAGACUACACAGUAACUUAAACAUCAGUGCUGAGAAUGCUGCAGCUCUGAAAAUACACAUCUGUGGAUAUGCAGCGAGGGAAUUCCAGAGCAUGCAUGAUGCUUUCAUCAGAGACAAUGACCCACGACAAAACCUGGAGAAAUUGAAACCACAGUAUCUCAAGGACUUCAAGGACCUUUACGACAGGAAAGAUCUGUGCAACAGGAAGGCUGAUGAGUUCACUAACCAAAGUAUCAAACCUGCAAUAAUAUCCUACAUCAACAACCAUCUUGGACAAAAUAUAUUGGAAGUACUCUCCAACUGUGGUGAGUUCAGAUCAAGAACAUCUUUUCAGUUCUCUAUGAUGAAAAGCCUGAUAUCAUCAGACUUUCCCACAUUCCAGAAGUGCAUUGAUUCCUAUGAUGAAUUCUCAAAUGAGUUCACACUCAACUCCAUGGUGAGACAUCUCUCAAAUGGAAAUAGCAGCCUUGCAAACAUCCAGGUGAAACUCUUGAAAGAAAUAUGUUGUAAGAUAAAAAAGGCUGUUUCACAGGUAUCACAGAAAAUAGGUGAUGAUGGAAAUGAUCUUACAGUCAUUCAGUUCAUCCAGGAAUUAGUCUCUGAACUGUCUUCUGUUCUGGUCAUUCUCAAUGAAACAACAGGAUUGAAAUGGCAGAAUUCCAAGACCGAAGAAUUCUCCAACAUGUUUAAAGAAUGUAUCCCAAAAAUGGAAAACGGCCUCAUAAAGGAGUUUCAUAAUAAUCUGGACAUACUGGAAACAUUGAGCAGUUUACCUGACCCUCCUCAAGACCAGCUAUACAGUAGAUUGCUAGGCUGUGGGAAACAGUGUCCAUACUGCAAGGCACCCUGCAAUGUUGAAGGGAAAACUCACACAAAGCACUGUGCUUUUCAUCGACCUGAAGGACUUGGUGAUGGCAGGUGGAGAUCGAACAGAUGGUGGAAAUUGCCCGGAUGGAUAUUAGACAAUAAAAUUCAGACAGAAAAAUGUGUGUUUAGAUUUAGAAAAAAAUCUGGGCUCCUGUUUAUUAAUAGCUUAAUUUUCCCACUUUAUGUAUCUGCUUUGGUACAAUAUUUGAACAAUGAAGAGGUGUGGAACUUUCAGCCCUUCAACAGCACAAUCUCAGGCCACUGGAAGUUCCUGUUGGUGAAACAUAACAAGGAGUAUGCUGAUAAUCACAGUGCCCUGCCAGCCGAUAUACCAGAAGACUGGAAAGAAAUCACAAGCGAACAGGCUUUGCAGAGCUUGACAGAGGAAUAUUACCCAGACACAGAAGAUCAAUUAACAUAGCAUGUGAUACAGAAUUGGAAUAGUGACAUACAAGCAGUCGAUCGGUCCUUUUACAUCAGACCUCAAUUUGUCAGCUAUCGAGCUCACUGUCAAGAAAGACAACAUGUUUAAAUUGUACCCUAAAUCAAUAAUGACUCAGAGACCUAACAAUAAAUGUUAUACUAACUGUAAAUACAAUUAAAUCAAAGUACUAGUGAUGUAUUGUAACAUAUUCAAAACACAGGAUAUGAACAUACUGUAUUGAUAAUGCAUGAUCAAAUAACUUUGCUUCAAAUAAUAUAGUAGUUUUGAAGAAAAAACAUUUGAGAUACAUUUUCAAUCAAUACAUUUUAAUAAUAUGGAUAUGUGGAUGUGUUUGAGGGAUUUUCCCCCCAAAAUUGUUAAAUGUUUUAAGUUUUCUAAGUGAAUAAUUAGUGAAUAUGUGUAUUAUUUGUGGUUUAGGAAAACAAUAUAGGGAAUAUGUAUAGCUAAGUGGAAGAGCAAUUAACCAAGAGAUUGCAGGUUCAAUCCCCACCUGUAUGUCUAUUUGGGUACAUGUGUCUUCCAAAUGUAUACACCAAUAUUAUUAUGUACACAUGUUUUUGAUAUUUGAGUUUUGAUGUGUUGUCUUAAGAUGACAGGACCCUAAUAUGGAGAUCAAUAUGUUUUGAUAUGACAGUAUAUCAUUAUGUUUUUAUAUAACAAUAUAUCCUUAUGUUUUUAUAUGACAAUAUAUAAUUGUUUUUAUAUAACAAUAUAUCAUUAUGUUUUUAUGGUUGUGUUUUCUACAUCUCACAUGAAUAAUUGUUUAUCAUGAUGAACAUAUAUUGUUCCUAUUAUUUUUCUGAAAAUGUGUAUUGAUUUUUAUGUAAUUUAUGCCUGUACAGUUUAUACAAAAUGCAUACAUAUGAAAAAUACGUACUCAAUAGUUCACUUUUGAAUGUCUGAUAUUAAGACCUUAAACAUGUGUUUAAUGAUUGUUUAGUGGGAUUGUUUAAAUGUGUUGUCCCAUUGUCCUUUUUCUCAAGGGGAUCAACAUUUAUCAUAGAAAAUAUGGUCUUGUGAUUUAGCUAUGGAUAUGAUGAUAAAAAAAAAAAGUGUUUUGUGAUAAUAUCAAGGCCUCAAUAUUAUAGAAUUAAAUCAUGUUUUUGUGAAAUUCUUAAAAUUACCAUGUUUGUAGAAGAUCUAUGUCCUAUUGGAAUGGAUGUUUAUCAUAUAUAUAGUUAAUUUCUCUUUUCUUAAUGUUUUUUUUCUUGUUGAUACAUAAGAUACAUAUAAGUGGUGAACAUUUUUAUAUGUGUAUAUCCAGUAUAUGAAUAGUCCUACAAUUGGCCUAUAUUAUAAGAAUCCAUUGUAACAAUAACUACUCUAUAUCUUUCUUUGCAAAUAUAACCAGUUUAAAAAAAGCAUGUGUCUAAUUUGCCCGCAAUAAAACUGUCA
Messenger RNA from Osmerus eperlanus (European smelt), 7281 nucleotides. Its product is annotated as interferon-induced very large GTPase 1-like. The transcript is spliced from 5 exons. NCBI's taxonomy places the organism in Eukaryota, Metazoa, Chordata, Actinopteri, Osmeriformes, Osmeridae. The record is from RefSeq and is a predicted model, not a curated record. Bases 457 to 5862 code for a protein of 1801 amino acids. Gene Ontology annotation, molecular function: protein binding; GTP binding.